Molecule: messenger RNA, 1943 nt
Organism: Ornithodoros turicata
Lineage: Eukaryota; Metazoa; Arthropoda; Arachnida; Ixodida; Argasidae
Product: sulfotransferase 2A6-like
Exons: 4
Coding region: 848-1840 (330 amino acids)
Biological process (GO): sulfation
Cellular component (GO): cytoplasm
Molecular function (GO): sulfotransferase activity
Source: RefSeq, a predicted model, not a curated record
UCUGCUAUCCAAUAGUUAUCAUCAUCAAACAUCGUCAUGCAGGAAGAAGACAAAAAACGUACAACUUUCGUGAAUCCUGUAUGGCACAGUGCGUCCGGGCCAUAUGAUGGAUCGCGGUGGCGCCAAAUCGUACAGUUCGCCAAGUUCUUGCGGUGUCAUGAGCAUGUCCCCCUGGAACAUCAUCCCGCCGCCGUCGAACCUUGGAACUUCGUCAAGCAUCUGCCUAAACUCACGACGAAGCAACUGUGACUAUAUGAGGGGCGUGCAGACGACGGACAGAUGGAGAGGACAGCAGGAAAGAGUGGGGACAAGGUGUUCUAUUAUGCAUCCUCUGCCGACUUCAAAGGGAACUGGUGCCGACAUAUAGGUCUUCAAAGUCUGCCUGAAAACCCAAGGAAAACCUCAGACAACACAACCGAAGCCAUUAUCCCAGGCUCUUAACCGUUUUAGGAAACGUGGAACGUCUCUAGCAGGACAAGACGGGCGUACUAACUUCCGGAACCGUCCUCCCUUCCCCACUUCAGCUCGCAAAGUCGUUUGGGGUUGUCGACACUUCGCUCCGUUUCGCUUCUGCAGUCACCAAUGUUUUCCUUCAAUGCGUGUCGUUUGAUGCGAGUCCAGUGACGUAUGGUAUCUGCUCACUGAAGAGUCGGGGUCCAGUGCGCGCAUUUGGCGUCCUUCGAACAGUGACCUCUGCGACGUCUUCGACCUGGGACUGCUGAUAUUUCCAGAGACGGAACGAAGCCUUGGAUUUGCUGCAGUGCAGUGUUGUUCCUUACCUGCGAGGUCGGUUCGGUGAUUUUGGUGUCAAUGUAAAGGCGGGAAGCUGCGGUGCAACUGUUGGGAGAUGAGUGUCGCCGCUUGUAAGAAAGGACCCUUGGUUGGCGAAGAUCACGCAAUGCCAGGCAAGAGGAAGGUACCGUCGUGCUUCAAGCAUCAAGGUAUUCCCAUACCAAAGAUCAUUCCACCCCAGUCUAUAGAGUCGGCGACGAAGUACCGCCCGUCACACGAAGACGUUUUCAUCGUCACUUACCCCAAGUGUGGAACAACUUGGAUACGUUACAUUAUCUACCUCAUCCAACAUCAAGGCGUGCCUCCCACAAGUCCUAAGCAGUUCUUCGAACACAGUUCUUUCAUCGACUUGCUCGGCGUUAACUGCGUGGAUAAAUUAAAACGACCCGGCGCUUUUGUAACCCAUCUCCCCUUCUGUCUUGUGCCCUACUGUCCCUAUUCAAAAUACGUUGUCGUCAUCAAAAAUCCGAGAGACGUGAUAGUCACUCUUCACUACCAGUGGCAUGCAUACCUCGAGUACGACUAUCGUGGAACGUUCAAAGAGUCGCUUCGAUGUUUCCUCAACGGCGAUGGCGAUUACGGCGAUUACUUUGAGUUCUGUAAACGCUGGUAUGAACGCAGAGAUGACGACAAUGUCCUGUUCAUCGUCUAUGAAGACCUGAAGAGAUGCCCAGAGAGGGAGGUUAUCAGGGUCGCCACGUUUUUAGACGAAAAGUACCGAGACUCUCUGCUAAGUUGCAAUGGGGAGAUUCUCCAGAAGAUCGUUAAGUUCGGUACGGAGGAACACGCAAAGAACGCAACGUUGUACAAUGAUUUCGUGCACGCGGAGCUGGAGUCGGUUCCCGUGAAGGGGCUUCGAGCAUUGACGUCAACGCUGAAAAAGAAAAAGCUCUUUAAUAAGGUGAACAAUGCUAGAAGAUACGUCGAAGGGGACUGGAAAGACCAUUCUUCGGAGCUGCAUAUUCAAAUGCUAAAUGAGCGACUUCGCACGGAAUUUGGCAAAAGGCAACUCUCAAAGUGGUGGCCUGAGGAGGACUUUAUGUCUUGAACUGCGUUUUUAGUCAUCGGCUCACAAUUCAUUAUGUACAGCAAGGUGAAUUUUCAUUCGUUGUGGAGUACUACAGAAAGCGAAUGCGAUGGGAAGUAGCAAC